Messenger RNA from Saprolegnia parasitica CBS 223.65, 954 nucleotides. RefSeq lists its product as hypothetical. The transcript has 6 exons. The record is from RefSeq and is a predicted model, not a curated record. The coding region runs from base 1 to 954 and encodes 317 amino acids. Lineage: Eukaryota; Oomycota; Saprolegniomycetes; Saprolegniales; Saprolegniaceae.
AUGAGCCCGUCGUUCAAGUACGCGAACGAGCGCCGGCUCAAGAACCUCAGCUCGUUCGAGAUCCUCGGCGGGGACAGCAGUGAAGACUCGUCGGCCGACUCGGACGCGGAGCUCCACGGCGACGAGAAGCCACGGUCGUCGUCACCGCCACUGCGCCCGUCCUUGCCGCGGGACCCGGAUACUUUUGACGACCGCACCGCAAGCGCGCCGAUGCCUCGGACACACGACCGCAAGGGCCGGAAUCCGAUCGGGAAGCUCGGGCGUGCGGUGGGCGGUGGCAUCUCCAAGGUCGGCCGCAGCAUUCUGCCGAAAGGCAAGAAGGGCGCAGCGUAUGCCACGGCGACCGCCGGCGGGUCGGCCGAGAACCACCACUACAUUGGCGGCUACUUGCACAAGAUCAGCGACGGCAAGUGGAGCAAGCGCGUCUGGCACACGCGCUGGUUCGUCCUCGACCUCGAGCGCGGCGUGCUCUCGUACUACAAGGCGAAUCCGUCCGCGAGCAUCAACUCGCCGCACGGCUCGGUCGCCUUUUACGACGACCUCGACCUGCACCUGCACGUUGGCGACGACGCGCGCGCAUCCCACCAUCACCACCCGGUGGUGCACAAGCCGCACCCGUGGUUCCGCGGCUGCAUGGACCUCAACCAGACCAACGUGUCGCUCUUGUUUGAGAAGCAGUUUGCGCAGAACGCACCCAACCAAUAUUUUUUCCAGGUCUCGAAUCUCAGCAUUGGCGAGUCCGAAUCCAAGCGCGGGUCGCAGUACAAGCUCUGCGCCAACACGGAGGAGGAGUUUAUGCAGUGGACGAAUGCGAUCGCCGACGUCAUCAACCGCAAACACACGACCGGCAAAGCUGAGCCGCAAUCCAACUUGUCGAUUCAGCAAAUUUACCGACAGCGCCUCCAAGAAGCGUCCAUCCACGAAGCGCUCGAGGAAGCACCAAUAGGCGACUGA